GUAGACAUUCUGACACUGGGGGGAACUGACUUGGUGUCACUGACAUCCCCAGUGACACCAAUACAGCGAUCAGUACUAAAAGAACACUGUACUAAUGGCACUGGGCAGGAAGGGGUUAACAUGAGGGGCGAUCAAAAGGUUAACUGUGUACUGGGAGUGUUUUACUAUGGGGCUGUGUCAGUGUGCUUCACUGUAAUCACACUGCUUUGGUUGGCUGUGCUGUGCAAAGCAAUACAAAGCAGCAUGUCCAUGCUGACAGGAGAGAGACCAGUGUUGUUCCCACAUGGA
Staurois parvus is the source of this 288-nucleotide messenger RNA. The record is from the annotation of a GenBank genome assembly. NCBI's taxonomy places the organism in Eukaryota, Metazoa, Chordata, Amphibia, Anura, Ranidae.